AUGUUCUCUCAAACCUUGACAUCCUCUCACCAAACGAAACAAGUCAACUCCGAGUUGGUUUCGAUGUCGAAGCCUUCUCCGAACAAACGUUUCCAUGUUUUUAAACAAAACCCUCGGCAACAUGUUUACGCUUGUGGAAAAGGCUUCUUUAUGAACUACUUGAACUACAAACAACAGAACCGAAAUUCCGUAACAUCCACACAAGAAAAGGACUGUCUCUAUGAAUUCACUCGUAUUGAAUUCAUGGAUUAUUUGUUAGAUGAUAUGGAUGAUCAAAUCAUUAAAUUCGAAAUGAAACAUGGUUCCGUUCUCAUCUUGACACAAUUCGGGAAAGUUUAUGGUGUGGGAAGAAAUCGAGGUUAUGUCUUGGGAUUACGCGAUUGCAAUCCAAAACCAGUGCCUGUGGAUCCAAACUGA
Molecule: messenger RNA, 417 nt
Organism: Naegleria fowleri
Lineage: Eukaryota; Heterolobosea; Eutetramitea; Acrasida; Naegleriidae
Exons: 1
Coding region: 1-417 (138 amino acids)
Source: RefSeq, a predicted model, not a curated record